Molecule: messenger RNA, 228 nt
Organism: Pneumocystis jirovecii RU7
Lineage: Eukaryota; Fungi; Ascomycota; Pneumocystomycetes; Pneumocystales; Pneumocystaceae
Exons: 1
Coding region: 1-228 (75 amino acids)
Source: RefSeq, a predicted model, not a curated record
AUGUCUACAGCAUCAUCAGCUAUUACAUCACCAUAUUUGUUAUCUCAAUCUAGUAUAAAUACUUUAUCUAUAACAUCUACACUAACUUCACUAAUAUCUUUAUCAAAUCAAAUAUAUGGAAUUAUGUUUUCAAAUCUAGAGUUUCUUAGAGUUGUUAUUUUUACAGAUAUUUCUACAUUGAUUGCCAAAGCUGCUAAGAAUUCAUUUGAUACAUCUCAAAUACAAUAG